This is a messenger RNA of Amoebophrya sp. A25, 1283 nucleotides long. The record is from the annotation of a GenBank genome assembly. NCBI's taxonomy places the organism in Eukaryota, Dinophyceae, Syndiniales, Amoebophryaceae.
GCAAAGUGAAAGUUUUUAUAUUUUUUCUGCCAGUGUAAAAUGUCAAAUAGACGCUGCAUUUGACGCUAUCAGUUUUUUAACUGCAUUGAGCCUACCCCAUCUAGACUCUUAUUUACAACAAUUUAUCAUUGACAUCGAAGCGGAUCAUAUGUUGAAUGAAAUUAGUCAGCCUAGGGUUAUUAUUAAAAGAAAGCAUUAAGACAAAACCAAUAGAGCAAUUGCUUGCGUAUCUCAAAUAUCCCCAGUCCACAGAAUUUCUCAAAAAUAUGACCUACGUGGAACCUAUAGGCCAGUCGCAACGAGGCGAACGAAAUAACUUGUAGGUCCAGCGAAUGCAGUGUCAACCCAAGAGCGAAGUCCAAGGGUAACAGCAGCCAACGACGAAGCUGGAGCGUCCUCCUAAAAGGACUUUGCAGCGCGGGGGAGUGCAAUUCGAUUUAGCAACAAGCAGGCUCAACGUAACCGAAGCAAGGCGAAUAGCAAUUAGUAGACAUUAAUACCUCAGCAUUACGAAGCAGCAAGAUAAAGAGCGGCGGAAAGUUUCUACAUCGUGAUAAGCAUCUAGUAAGUGCCUUUGGACAUCACAAAAUGUCGAAAUCGAUACAAGAGUACGCUGAUAAUUUCGCAGCAUGGCUAGUACCUGCACAAGCCGAAGUUCCGUGUCUUGUACAACCCGGAGCUCACCGCUAUCACAUACGCAAACAAAUAACUGCAGAAGUCACGUAUUUGCUCAUCUAUGUGGGCAAAAAGAAGACCACAAUCUACUUCCAAAACGAUAGGAGUCAGACGCUGCAGAUGUUAUUCGAUGACUUCAAGAAUGAUCUACGUGGGAUAGAUCGCGAAAUUAACGAGUGCAAAGCACUGGAUCACUGGGACAAACCACGUGAUAUAGUAUGGAAGUACAACCCAUACUACAAUGCAAUCAUGAAAAGAUCAAUAACCAGAUGCCCAUGAUCAACAAUCAUCAGCCAACAGCUAUCGCCGACAUGACAUCAGGCCAAUCUGAGCUCACAACGACAGCCACAUCCUCUAUGCUGCCGAUGCCAAUGCUACCACACAACAUGAUGAUAGCAGCGCCAGAGCACACCAACUACUUUCACUUCGUCCCACAAAUGUUUCUACCAGCGUUGGGAGCGGCGGCGUCUCACGCACCACAUCAGGCCGAAGAUGAAGAACAGGCGUUCCUUCCUGAACCGCAAGAAGGAAAUCCAUUCGUCGACGAAAACGACUACGAGCAAGAGAAUGGCGAACCCGCGACAAAGCGCAUCAAACGAGAACAGUAG